Molecule: messenger RNA, 19359 nt
Organism: Podarcis lilfordi (Lilford's wall lizard)
Lineage: Eukaryota; Metazoa; Chordata; Lepidosauria; Squamata; Lacertidae
Source: the annotation of a GenBank genome assembly
CUUGUGUGUGUUUGCUGAAAAACAGUAGUUGUAAGUGUGGCAUUCGAACGGAGCCCCCCGGUCGUCUCACGGACUAUUGACCCGUACACCACUAAUCCGCUGCCACCAACUAGGUCCUCCCCGGUAAAUCACUUAGUCUCAGUCAGGUUCUUAAGUUAACAAAGAAGAGUGUAGUUUAUUGCAAACACAAAUAAACUUUAACUGCAUUCAAAAUGUUGUUACUCUUUACCUUCUUAGUCUUAUUUUAUCCUGUCUCUUAACUCUUCUACCUGCCCUCACUCAAGAACCAACUGCACUAACUGUCUCUCUAAUUCCAACUGUCGGCCAACUGCUUUCCCAACUGCCUUUUUCCAACCAACCAACCAAACCAUGGACUAAGCCCUUUUAUAAACAGGUAGGCUCUGCCUCUGGCUUUUCUAUUGGUCUACCUAUUAACUCUUUCUCUCCCCCUGUACAGGCAUUUUAAAAAGAACGGGCAAAUGCCACAGUAAGGAACACAUGUGGACUCAAAGCCCUGCCUGAGAGCAUGCCUGGGGACUGGUGGCAAUAGGGUGCUUGCUAGCUGCAUCACCAUGGCUUAACAGAGUAGGGGGUUCCGUGUUGUCAUUUUGUGGUGAUGAUGGGGUGCAAUGGGUGUGUCCCAAUUGUGCUGAGUUCAUUGACUGCCUCUGUGGGGGAGUGGCAUCGCUGGGCUCAGCACAGCUUUGGAAUGGUGGGCUGUGGUUGGAGUUUCCAGAGAUGCCAGGAGACUGUCAUUUCCCCAGAAACAUCACUUUUGUAUUUUAUGCUAAUUUCUCCCUGCCAUCUUGGGCAGGGCACACAUUGGAUGUGGUACUCUGUACUGCCAGCAUAGCAGUGGUAUAUCUCCAGUUCUGGACUAAUGUAUUGCUCUGUUCCUGCCAACCUAGCAGUUCGAAAGCACGUCAAAGUGCAAGUAGAUAAAUAGGUACUGCUCCGGCGGGAAGGUAAAUGGUGUUUCCGUGUGCUGCUCUAGUUCACCAGAAGCGGCUUUGCCAUGCUGGCCACAUGUACGCCGGCUCCCUCGGCCAGUAACGCGAGAUGAGUGCCGCAACCCCAGAGUUGUCUGCGACUCGACCUAAUGGUCAGCAGUCCUUUUACCUUUACCUUUUUUGCUCUGUUAGUUGAUUUCAGAAGUGAUAGCUCAUCUUCUUUGUGUUUUCCAUUUAACUAAUAGAUUUUUUUAUACACACACAAACACACACAAAACGUUUGGGCCUCUCCAUCAGUCGAAUUUUCUCAUUCGAAAAAGCCCAGGGUUUUUUUGGGGGGGGGGGGUCGCACAUGAAAUCACAUCCCAGCCGCCACUCCCGCUAAUGAUCGUUUUACAUAAUCCCAUGCACAGAGAAGGGUUCGGCAUCGACGGUCUUGGGCCACGAGGUGGCGCAGGCUCACAAACCACCACGCCGACAAAAAUCCGGAUUGCAGAAGCAUUUCAGAAACUGUCUCCCACACCCGAGAGCUCUUCCCAGCCCCUUUCCUCCCCGCUCCCCCUCCUUCCCUGCAGUUUCCAUACUUAAUUACAUUUAUUUCGGAAUUACUAGGCAACCCACCUCCAGAUGUGCAGCUUAAAGGUGAGGCGCGUGUGCUGGGAUCUUCACAUCCCGCACCGCACACCGUCAUGUGAUAGUGGGAGAAUAAGGUGGAGUUCAGCUUUAAGGGGGACGCCUCCUGCUCCGCUCACCCAAUCUUCGGGAUCCGUGGUGGGCAAAUGCCAGCGGGUCUGUCCUUCUUUUGCCUUUCGCUUCCCAAGUCAGUCGUCUCUUAUCCUCUCGCUUCAGCACUUAGGAUGGUGCUUGGAAGAAAGGAAGAAUGCAGGUGAGAGACUCUUUUGUGGCUGUUAUUAUCCUUUUUUUAAAAAGCCAGCGGAUCUCUCCCCACCCCCUAAAGGCGUUUACCUGUUCCCAUUUGCACAUUGGACGGAAUGACCGUGCCCGCGAAACGAGCCAUCUCCCCAAUCUGACACGUGCUAGACCCGGGCUUCGCAGUAAUGGGAAGAGAACCGCUUCGAGCGCAGUUGUCGAGCCGAUCCGAGGCAGCGCCGUCGGACGCGCCUGUUGGGCAUCUUGUAAGGGGCGCAUCUCAAGCCACCAAAACUUCCGAAAAGAUCGGAGAGAGAGGGAGGGAGAGAGGGAGAGGAGGAGGGGAGAAGGGGGCUUUUUCUUUUUUGCUGGAAGAGAGAGGAAAGAAGCUGUGAGUAGAGCCGAAGGCUGUUCUGUAGGUCUUCAAGCCAGCCGAUGCCGAAAAACUGGGGAGAAUCUGUCAGCAACGGCGAAGGGCGAAAGGGCGGGCAGAGGCGCGGAGCGCUUCGCAGAAGGACCUAGGCGCGUGAUCUCUGGCCCCUUUUAUCCGCACGCCUGGCUCUCCCAGCCAGGAGGAAUGUAAACAUAGGGAAGAAGCUGGUAUACAGGGAGGAAAGGAGGGGAAUUGUAGGGGGUUGGGGUCCCCCAGCCCAUUGCAAAGCAGGAAUCUCAACUAAAGCAUCCAUGACAGAUGGCCAUCCAGCUUCUGCUGCAAGUGAGAGUCUUUUCGGGUUAGGGUAACCCGCUGAAGGGAAGUGGGACCGCUCUUUCCGUCGAAAGGGACAACAGUGGGAAGCCUGUGUAGUCCUUCAGAUGUGGUGGGGCUCCGCCUGCCCUCCUCGCCGGCCAGCAUCCCCAGUGGUCAGGGGUGAUGGGCGUUGGAGACAUUUGGAGGUUCCCCGUCCUUCUCCAAGCCUUUAUUUUCCAGAAAGUAUACGGAAGGGGUAGUAAAUACCCCGCUGAACCUUGACCCUUAGGAAUCUUCGGCAGACGCAGCAGCUAUGGCUGCAGGGAGUCGCCUGUAGUUAAUGUUUAGGGCAGAUCCGGACUGGAGGGUCCGAUUGGAGAGACGCGGUGGGAUGGGACGGGGUGGGUGUCAAGUUACAGCCGGUCGGCUCAGGAGCGCACGAGGUCUCCAGGAGACCCGGGGGGCGGGGAGGACAGCAUUGUGGGUAAUGUUGUAUUAGAAAGGAAGGCGGUCGUGGCAAAUAAAUGACCCCCGUUUUCCCAGAACCAAGACACAGAGGAGGCUCAGGUCUCCUCCGCAGAAAAAGCGCAGAUGGAAUUAGAGCAGAUGAAACGAACUAGCCACGUCUCCUCAAUUCCCACGAGGGGGUCCGUCGUUGGUGGAGGGUUCUCCCCAUGUUAAGUGGGGGCUUUUGUUGCAUGAAAGCAAAGAGGCUCAAACAAUGGAAGACAAUUGGAGGAAGACGGUCUGACGUCUGCUGCACUCCACAGACUGGUCGUGAGGAUGAAUCGGAUUGAAGCCGGUUUAGAUCCCACUUCCCUAACCUCCCUUGGUUGCGUCCCCACACAGACAGGCGGAUCCUAUCCCCCUCCUCCCUCCUCUAAGGGUGCUGUUUUAGCUUCCCAGGAUUCAGGAGCAAGGCGUGAGAGGGGGUUGGGGGAGAUGCUGACUUAAUGUGGGAGCUUCUUAAGGGCUGAAGAGGAAAAUUGGAAUUCCCUGCCUCCCCUCAACACACACACACACACACACACACACACACACACACACAGAGCGUUCUGGCCGAUGCACUUGACUGUCUAGUCUCAUCCUAUGUAUAUUUUCCCCCAUUGAGUUCAAUGAGCAUAUUCCCAUGGAAGGGUACAUCGUUUGCCACCUGACAUCUCAUCCUCAAUGUGUGAAGGCAGACAACUUAAUAAUAAUAAUAAUAGGCCUCUCCCAACAACAAUAGUAUAAAUGUAUUCAGAAGAUUUCAACAGAGAUUUUUUCUAAGUGUUUUAAGAGUAGGGAGUUGGGUGUGCGUGUUUGUUUGGAAUCAAGUCUCACUGAGUCAAAAAGUUUGCCAUGCAUAGAAGCCAGUUCCUCAGCUCCCCAUCCUAUGUCCUUUGGCUUAACUGGUUUCUGGAUCGGGCUAUAUUGGGGUCCGUGUAAGUUUUCUGUCUACACCUCCUGCUUUUUGCCCUUUUAAUGAAGCAGAAAGGGUUGCAGUUUGGUCAGUGACUGUGAUCCUCUUGAGCUAUGUUUUGACAUAGGAGCCAACUCCUAGGGGCCAAGGUCCCUUCUCCCCCUCAUAAAAUAUUUGAGCCCCUCCAUCCCCAUCAAUGGACAUUGCCAUUCAAAUGGUGUGCAUGUGUGCGUCUUGUGAUCGAUUAUGCCCCCCAAUAUUGUAUUCAAGUUGGCACCCCUGUGUUCUGAUGUGAGGAUUUGCCUGUGUCUGGGUCAGAAAGGUUUAUCAAGAUUCCCUUUCAGGAAUAGGCUCUUGCCUGGCAGUCCAGCCUUUGCUCAGGGCAAUCAACUUUGGAAAGUUUUGAUAGAUGGGAAAGAAGGCAGGGUGUGAAUAUUAAACACCAGCAUGAUCUUAACCAUGCCUUUCCUUACUUAACAGUGCAAUCCUGUUCUACUGGGAACAAUUGGGUUCAAUGAGGCUAACUCUCAGUUAAGUGGUACAGGAAUGCAUUCCAAAGAGGCAGUUCCAUUCCCUCUUAUCUGACAGCAAGCCCCACUGAAGUAAAAGAGGAUUGCACUGUUGUUGUUGUUGCACUAUUAGUGUGUUUAGGGUGGCACCUAUGCAGCCUGAUACCAAAGUUUAAGUUUUUCCUGAAUUCCUGGCACCAGCAGUAUUAGAAUUUAACAAAGGCUUGGGGGUGUUAGAAGCAGGAAAUAGCCAGAUUCUGUGUGUGCAUUAGGCCUAACCCCUGUGAUUAGGCUGUGUGCUAGACAAUGCUAAUCCAAGGGAAUCAACAUAAAUUAAGUGUUAAUUAAGUCAGACGCAUCCCCUUUGAGAUGGCAGCCUGGGGGUAAUAUAGGACAACACAGGAUCAAAGCGAGUGGGACAUCUCCUCUGCCUGUGUUGCAAAAAGCCAGGGAGAGAAUAGAGAGUUAGGAGUAAUGUGGGCCGAAGCUUCGUGCAGAGUGUUGUAGCAUUAUUCAACAGAAUUAGUAAGCAGUGGGCUGGAGAGAGAGGCAGAGAAAUGGCAGGUGUCUGUUUAAAUCCAAUGCUGCUGCCCUCCAGCUUGGACUCAGGUUGUAUAUAUGUGUAAAUGAACUACAUUCUUCGCUGUGCCUCAUUUCUAAAGGAAACACAGGUCCUGUGUAAGCGCUCAGUCCCCUGGAAUCUUGCACUGCUGUGGAGAUUGGGGUCAUGUGUAACAGUACAGUAUGUAAGGCUGCAAAACUAAUCAUACUUAGCUAGGAAGUAACUUACUCCAUGGGUCCUAGAAGGAGAAUAGUUUUCCAAUGAAAGAAAUCUUAACUGAUUAAUCAUGGGCUCUUCCACACCAGUUUACUGUGUGUUUGCAGCUGUUUGCAUUCACAUUUAAUUUGUGUUGUUCACAUGAUGUUACCCUUGAACAAUGCCCAUCUUAAUGCUUCUGCUUGUAAAUUCAGGCUCACCUGAUACUGGAAUAAUGCAAAUUCCCUUCCAAACCACUCCACUCGGGAUCACUUAUUAUUAUUUGUUUUUGUGAUUGUGGUUGAUUGGAGCAAUUGCCACUUUCUGCUCCUCCCCUUCCCAUACCCAGUACUUCUUCAUUGCUUUCAUUUCCUUUGUGGUCGUUCUUGUAACUAUUUCCAGUGUGCUCCGCAAAGGCUGUUUUCCUUUCUUUCUUUUGCACAAAAUCAGAAAACGGAAUGAACGAAUUUGCUUUUGCACACUUCUUGGGUGGGGUGGUGAAAUGUUUAUUAAAAACAAGGCUCAUGCAUCUACCUGCACACAUGCCCUGACAGUACUUAACUGGCAUAAUAGUAUUAACCAAUUGGAAGACAGGGACAAGCACAGAACAGCUACAGGCAUGAACAGGAAGAACUGAAGCUGCACCUCAUAUACAAAUUCAGAUAUGUGCAGGUGUGGGCAGCCCCCAUCUAACUCAAAUAGAGGGGAAGUGUAUUAGCAGCUAAAUAAAGUGCAAACCUGGAAAAGCCCAAAAUGAAUUUUAAUUGAUUGAUUAUUCAAUAUGCAUAAAGGAGAAAAAAAAUAAGGGAAUAAUAUGCACUUCAUUUUUAGAUGAUGAUACAUGUUGCAGCAAGCAUCACUGAGAAGACACAUUCCCUCUUCUCUGUCACACAGAAGGGAAUACCUCUUCUAAUAUAUAGAUGCUUCAUAUUUACUAAUUUACUAAUGUACUAAUUUGCUAAUAAAAACAGCAGAUGACAAGCACCAUCUUAGACAGGGAAGGGGAACCUGUGUUCCUGCAGAUUUUCGUGGAUUCCGGCUCCAACACCCAUCCCUGAGCAUUGGGCCACUGGCCCUUCAGAUAUUGCUAGAUGACAACUCUAAACCAUCUCAGCCAGCAUGUCCAAUGCUCAGGGAUGGGUGUUGGAGCCAGAAUCCACGAAAAUCUGCAGGAACACAGAUUCCCCUUCCCUGUCUAAGAUGGUGCUUGUCAUCUGCUGUUUUAUUAGUAAAUUCUGUCAUCCAUUUUAUCAAUUUUGUUGUGCAAAUUGUUGUUGUUGUUGUUGUUGUUGUUGUUAAGAAAACUCUACCUGAACCAUAUGAGUGUCCUCUGAGCCCCUUCUCUGUUUGCCCCGUCUGAGAAACCUUUGGAGGGUGGCAGCAGUAGAGAGGGACUUUUCCUUUGUCCCUCCUUGACAUCCCCAGAUCUCCAGACUGUGACACGCUGUCCUAGAACUGACAUUGACAUAUUUUUGGCACCACAUUAAGACUCUUCUCUCCAUCUGGGCAUUUGAUGGAAUGUUGUUGUUGUUUAGUCGUUUAGUCGUGUCCGACUCUUCGUGACCCCAUGGACCAGAGCACGCCAGGCACUCCUGUCUUCCACUGCCUCCUGCAGUUUGGUCAAACUCAUGCUGGUAGCUUCGAGAAUAUGACCCAGCUAAGAUUUCUAUUGCUAGCAGUCUAGGUUGCUGAUAAAGCCCCCAUCCCAUUUGGAAUCUGGUGUUCAUUUUAUGUUCUGAUCAGUUGUUUAACUUUUGGUGGCUUUUGUUUUUACAAAUGCAUGUUUUAAAACCUGGCUGUAAAUUGCAGAGAGGCCAUUAGGUGAAUAACAAAUUAAAUAAAUUAACAACAACAACAUCUAAAUUAUUAUUUUUAUUUAAACCUGCUGGUCAGUAAGUUAGGGGAACCUUUUUGGCUGACCAAUAUAUUUUAACAGAUUCAUCAUGCUGAUAAAAUUCGCUAAACUCGCAGCCCUGUUUCUGAUUAAACAUGUUUAGGAUCACACCACAUGUUUCUAAAAUGAGAGAUGUUGGCGCAUGAAUGCAACUCCACCAUCUAGCCUGGAAGCUCUUCCUCUAAGCUCUAGAUGCAUAGAUGACGUGCCUUUUAUAUGAUACGAUACGAUAAUCUUUAUUGUCAUUGUCCCAUACAGAACAAUAAAAUUGAAAAAAUCUACAUCAGACAUUCAAAAACCAACAAGUCUGCUAUCCCAGCUAUCCCAGCCUGGUUAACCCCCUAAAAACUCUGAUACCCCAUAAUUAAAUACAAUAUACUCCCACAGAGACUACCUUACACUCUGUUUAAAACCAAAAUCGCAUUUGGAUAAAAACUGUUUCUCAGGCAGCUAGUCCUAGUCUUUAUAACCCUGUACCUUCUUCCAGAAGGCAGAAGCUGCAAGAGAUCAUUUCCAGGGUGCGUACUGUCCUGCACUAUCUCUGCAGCUUUCUUAUGCAUAGCUGUCAACUUUCCCCUUUUCUUGCAAGGAAUCCUAUUCGGAAUAAGGGAAUUUCCCUUUAAAAAAAGGGAAACAUUGACAGUUACGUUCUUAUGACACCUGGAGCAUAGAUUUGAUCCAAGGUGGGAAGAGUGCACCCAAUUAUUCUCUCUGCAGUCUUUACAGCCCUGGACAGCAUUGUUUUUUCCCCUGACGGUGCAGCUCCCAAACCACACACACAGACCAUAAGUUAAUACACUCUCAACAGUACAAUGGUAGAAUGCCAUCAACAGGUCCUUUGAGAGAUUAUUUUUCUGGAGGAUUCUCAGAAAAUGUAACCUCUGCUGUGCUCUCUUCAUCAGGUCUUUACAGUCCCCCCCCCCCCCAGGUUAGGUCUUCUUUUAAAUGGAGAAGCUCACCUUUUCUCCAUGCUGAGGGGCUCUGCUUUCUAGUCCAAUCUAAGUCCUGUUACUGAAACCUUGCUUGGGCGCUUGGUUCAUCUUACCUCCUGUGUUAGACUUCCUGUUAAAAAAACCAGACACACCACAGUGGCAGACCAGACCCUCCAAGUGUCCCUAUUUUCCAGAGACAGUCCCGGAUUUACAGAAGCCAUCCUGGUUUCUGAUUUGAUCUCAGAACGUCCCACUUUUCCUUAGGAUGUCCCUAUUUUUAUUGGACAAAUGUUGGACGACAUGGAGUUAUUUGACCCCCAAGCUGUCUGAAGGCAAUCCUGUAUAGGGAAGGGUUUUUUUUUUUUUUUAAAAAAUAAUGUUUAAUGUUUUAUUAGAUUUUUAUAUAUGUUGGAAGCUGCUCAGAGCGGUUGGGGCAACCCAGUUAGAUGUGUGGGGUAUAAAUAGUAAAAUUAUCAUUAUGGAGUGAGACGUCUCUAUUUUCAACAGAGAAAUGUUGGAGGGCAUGCAGUGGAUGCUGGUGAAUGAUAACCUCCCUGGUUGAAAUGCCAUGUCUUCUUCUACCACACUUCCACUAUUGUAGCUUUCAUGUUUGUCAUCUAUGUUGCAUUUGCUGACCACGAGAAAUGAAGCUAGUUUGUUUAUCAGAACUCGGAGGAAAGUAACAGGGCAGCCAGCAAGCUCCAAAGACCGUUGAAGCUGGUUUGGGCUUAAGCUGGUGGGGAAGCUCAGGCUUAGGGGCCUCCCUAUCUAAUCCUCAGGACUCUUCCCUCCCCUCCGUAAGCCUCAGAACCUCACCAGUUUUGCUCCGUUCUCUCACAAGUACUUUUGCCUGGCUGAAAUGUGCCUUCCUUGAAAGUUGAUAGGGCCUGAAUGGAAGUGUGUGUGUGUGUGUGUGUGUGUGUGUGUGUGUGAAACUGUGACUCUUCUAGUAUGGCUGGAAUGUAUUAUUUUAUUCCCUUCUUCCUUUCCAGCUGUACAGUGGUACCUCAGGUUACAUACGCUUCAGGUUACAGACUCCGCUAACCCAGAAAUAGUAUCUCGGGUUAAGAACUUUGCUUCAGGAUGAGAACAGAAAUCGUGCUCUGGUGGUGGCGUGGGAGCAGCGGGAGGCCCCAUUAGCUAAAGUGGUGCUUCUUAACCAGUUUCAGGUUAAGAACGGACCUCUGGAACGAAUUAAGUACUUAACCCGAGGUACCACUGUAUUUGCUUCUCACCCCACUGGACAGCAGUCAGGUUUCUGUUAGCACCAGCUCCCCUUUUAAGCACAGGCAAGGGGCUGAGGAGGAGAGGCUGUGGGCCAGGUUGGAGGGACCCACAGGCCACCUCUGGCCCACGAGCUAAAGGUUCCCCAUCUGUGAUAUAAGCCAAUGAAAAGUAGGUGCUCUUAUGGAUCAAGGCUGUGGGCUGCCUUGGUAAACUCAGCCUUCAGCUCAAGCCUUUACAUUUAAGGGGAAACUUAAGUUGCAUGAAGAGGUUUCAGAAGAGGGGGGAAAUACCCCACAAGGCUUUGCGGUCUAUUGAUUGCAUCAAAUGUGGGUCAAUUAAUUGCUGGUUUAAGUUUCCAUUGAUUCUGUCUUUCUAUGCUGCCUUUUCAUAAAUGGCAAGAGAUUGCUCUGUUGUGUGUAUGUUUGAGUUCCGUGGAUAAAUAUUGAUUUGCUCUUUCCCUCCUCAAAUCCUCUUUAAUUUUGAAUCCUUUUCAUUUUGUUCCUGUCUCCUCAGUGGCUGCCCUAUCCCUGCUAGACAGCAGUUCUGCCAGAGAUGAAAGCAACCAGGAUAGCUUAUUUGUGCUCGGCCCCCUACUGUUCUUCCGGGGGCCAGCUGGAAUAUUAACUAGGGAAGGAGACUGCUUGCAAGAACCGUUGGAGUAACUCUGCUCCAAUGCACUGGGCGCUUGUCUCUUGGUAGCUGAAAAGAGCAUGGCCAAAAGGAUUUUUUUUUUAAGUGGGAGUAAAGGGGAAUAAAGAAAAAGAAGAGGUUCAGAGUAGGUCACAACACAAAAGAUAUAUAUAUAGUGGAGGUUGGCUCAUUAGGGUGAAUGGGGCACCAGCCUCACUCUGCCCUCAGCCAGCCCCCACCUGCCCGCAUGUUUACUUAUUUACAAGCACUCCAUGGGGUAGCACUGACUGUCAGCAUCCUGCCCCUUGUAGCACUCAGCAGGGAGGAGGAUGGGAACAAAACUAUCAUCAUCAGGCUCUGCCUAUUGGUCUCCUUGCCUUCUGUCCCAAUGGGCACCAGUCACCACUGACUAGAUCAGUGCCAAACCCAAUGGCAAGUUAAAUGUGUCUAUCUCUGAAGCCGUGCUUGGAAUUCUCCACUUUAAAAGUGUGUGGGGCAUGAUCCAGCUCAGAAACACAAUAUGGUUUUGUUUUGUUUUUUUGUUUUAAAGGUAGCGGGGGUGGGGUGGGGGCUUGGUAGGGAAAAGGUUCAGAAAGAAAGGGUUAACUCUCCCCUCCCCCUCAGGCUGUGAUCCCAGUCCAGAUUGUGGGUGGCUUAGGGAGGCUGGUUUGGGGGGCGGGGGGAAGGAGAGAGAAUCCAAAGCACAAAGCACAGGAUUUGUGCUGUGGUGGGUCGUGAGGUGGAUGGAGAAUGUAGCAUCCUCUCACCACUGUGUAGGGGCCUGGCAAGGUGGCAGCAAGCUCCAAGGAGAUCUGGGGGGCGGGGUGUGUGUGUGUGACAGCCACUCAGGUGCUUAUCACAGCUAAUUAGAUCCUUGAACUGAAAGUAUAGCUCCAUUAUAUCUAUCUAUCUAUCUAUCUAUCUAUCUAUCUAUCUAUCUAUCUAUCAUCUAUCUAUAUCUCAGGCAUUUACAACUAGUGACCCACCAAUCCAAAUGCAGUCCUCAGUCUAUUUAUUGCAUCGUGCCCUUCUGUCUUUGAGAUCUCAGGCAGGCAGGCAGAAAGGAGGCAAACCCAUAAGGUUUACCACACCUCUAGUGGACCAUCAUAUAUAUCUACUGCCCUGUGUUCAGCUGGGUCGGUCACAAGUCAUUUUAACCCCUCUCCUUAGAGUCACUUUAAAAUGUUUUCAGUUUUGUAUGUGCAUGGAAUUUAUUCUGAACCGUGCUGCUCCACUGACAUUUGCUGUACGUUACAAUAUAAAGAACAAGAACAAAUUUAAAAACAAAACAAACCUGUAGCAACAUCUAUUGGAAUGAAAUACUUAGCAAUUAACUUCAAUCAUCUGAACCUAUAUCUGUACGCAGAAUUCUAGGCGCUUGUCAUUUUAACCCUGCAGCGCAUGUCAAACUUCAUGCUUUUGCAAUGUGACUGAAGAACCAAGGAAUACAUCUUGAUCAUGGUCUUUGAAUUCUGGGGACAUUAGGACAAAGGUAGGCAAUGUGGUGACCCAAUGUUGGACUACAACUUCCAUCAGCCCCAGCUGGGAUGGUAAAUGGUCAGAGGUGAUGGGAGUUGUAUUCUGUGACAACCUCUGCAGGGCACCACAUUGGCUAAUCCUGCAUUAGGAUGAUAUUGAAGGGCAAGGAGUCUUCACCUUUGAGAGAACUUUCAUGAGCUCUCAGCCUGACUGGUGACUGGAAAUUUUUCAGUGGGCUGGCCCCCUCCAUUUGAUUUCUUUGAGGAUUGAGCUUCUCACAGUGACCUGCAAUAUUAUUCCUAAUGUGAAUGAGAUUGAUGAUUGCUUAGUGUUUCUCUGCUCCAUGACCUUUCCAAAUGAAUAAGUGCUUUGAACUGGCCAAGAAUGUGUUAUGUGUUGUUUUGUUAGUACUCAAGAAGUACUCGGUUUGAUCAUUAAACUGUGUUUACUGCUGGAAUCUCGUAUGCUCUGGGUCUAUAGAAAAGUUCCUAUAUGUGACCGUGCAGUCUGAAUUCCAAAUUAUGGCAGCUAAACCCUUGAACUGAGUGUCAGAAAAUAAUGCAGAUGAAUGUAUCAUGGCAUCAUUCUUAAUCGUAACUCAUCUGCGGGUUUAUGCUGGCACAAUGAUAGAUUUCCUGUUGAGGCUCUCUUAUAUUUGGCUGCGCUAUUGUAACCUUAGACACACUUACUUGGCAGAAAAUUGCAUUUCAACUCAGUAGUACUUACUUCUGAGCAGGGUUGUGUCAAGUUUAAGAGGCCCCAGAGCAUUACCCAAAAAUGUUUAUUAUUUCAACAGAAAGGACAAUGAAAAUCGAAACAACACGCUUUUAUAUUUGCAGACAUUCCACCACAUAGGCAAGGAGGCAGCCAAAAACGAAACAAUCUAACUAAAAUGAAUAUUUUUGCAAUAAGCCUUUUUGCAUGUGGAAUAACUUGUAAGUGAAGCUGCCUUAUGAUUUCUUAGUUAGCAUAUUUGAAUACUUUGUGUUCCAGCAACGCAAGAGCACUUAUAACACUUAUUCACUGGAAGAAACAAUACAACAUGCACUAGGUGUGUUCUACACAUGACAUCAAAAUUAAAUCACUUCCAUGAUUUUUUUUAAAAAAGAACAUUUGAAAUGAGACAUGAGACUAAUUUAUGAUUAGGCCAAAUAUUUUCUGCAGUCAAGCCUGGUAUGGUCUGCCACCAGUGCUCUUUGACGGCUUAUGGACACCUGGCCGAAUGAAAUUUUGAUAUUAAUUGUGGUUAUUUCUGUACGUGAUAUGACCAAUAAUUGCAUAGUUAUUAAGUAUAUAUACAACAGAACAAUAAUGUCUGGUUUCAGAAUUUCUUCACCCUGCUCCUUUUGAUUUUUAAAUAAUUUAUGUAAAAGUUGAAAUUUAGUAUCUAGGGGGUGCUAAACUGCAGCUUACUUAGCUUGUGUGUUAAUCCAGCACUGCUUCUGGGUAAACAUGCUUAACAUUGGGCACUAAAACUAGCAGCAUGUGUAGAUCUCCCGUGGUUAUUGUCUCAAAGUCCUUGGGAACACGCACCCCAGGAACGACUUUCAGCCAGAUGCCUGUGAGUCAACCCGAUAUUGCUUGUUGUCUUUGGGUGCAAUGCAUUGCAAUUAAGCUUUAUGCAAAGAGGAAUCCUUUCUCUGGGUACAAAGAUGUAGGUCUAAUUAAUAUUGUCUCUGUGCAGGGCAGGGGAGCUUUGCAUGUGGGCGUUCAGUUGUUGUAGGAUUCUAGUGCCCAUCAGCAUGGCCAAUGGUUAGGGAUGAUAAGAGUUGUACUCCAAUGCAAUCUGGAGGCACCAUAGGUUAGCCACGCCUGCUGUGGGGAAUGAGAAGUUGGAUCAUCUUAAAAAAUGAUCCUGGUUGUGGGCAGGCCCUCAAUACAGCUCCACCCCACCCCCCAGUGUAGGUGGAGUGAGGCCUUCCACGCCAGGGUGGCACCACAAUCAUCCCAGGCCUCCUUGGCCAAACACUUUGAGAGAGGUGAUUGUGUGUGGGGGUGGGGGUGGUAUAUGAGCGGCAGCGCAUCGUGUGCUGCGCACCUGCUUCGCGCUGCCAAGCACUCAUCCACCCGCCCUUUUAUUUUAGGUGUCCUCUGGCCUUGCUUUGGACUUUGGUUGGUCACCUGUCUUGGGACGGGGGCCAGUAGGAAUUUUUCCAUUUGGCAGACUGGCAUUGGCCACAUGGUUUUCACCUACCUCUUAGCAAUCGUCACAACUUUGUAAUGUUUGGCGGUUAGGCAUUGGCUUAUUGAUGUGGGAGGGGGGAAGGGCAGGUCAGCCAUUGCCUGCCCCUCCAUGUCCAAGGGUAUUCCGUUAAAGGAAUCCGGGGCCUGGAUCUUGUCCGAAGUCCACUUGAGGGGCUAGGGCCAUGCCAGGCCUCUGGGAACAUGGAGGAGAGCUGCAGGCGGGUUCCCCCAAUGUGGUACCUCUUUCGGUGGUUUACCCUUUCAUGACUCCCUGCAAGGUGGGCAGGAGUCAGAUAUAGUCUAUUGCCAAUGCCUAAGCCAAUACAUUUACCGUAAUCAAGAAAGUUGUGGCCUAAAUUUUGCCCAUUAAACUUAAACCAAAAUUCUGUGUUAGUGUGAAUUUAUUUCUUAUGGGGGGCUGGCUUGGGGCCUUGACACGCAACUGAUAACCCUACAGUCCCUUCUGAAUAUUACCUCAGCAGUGAAAAUUCAGGUUUAAACAGCCACUACAUAAUAGAAAACAAUAGCCUAUUCCUGGCAGUGAGGAGGAAUAAAUAUUCCAACUGUGAUUAAGAAGGUCCCUGGUUUUCCAAUAAAGUACAAAACACCUCCCUCCAUUUCUGAAAACCCAAGAAAAAUCCAUGUGCAUUAUUUUUGCCUUUGCAGGUUGUGCAUUAUUGAUGGCAUGAACAUUUCUGUGGCAGCUUCUGCUGGGAGCCUGUUCUUUGUGUAAGGAGAACAACAUUAACGCCUUGAAUGUGCUUCUGAGAAACCGAUUGCCGUUUCAGACCACUGCUCAGCGUGGGCCCAGAUUGUUGUGUGCGUGUGGGGAAGCCCAACAUGAAUUCAUCACUUCUUUCCUCGGCAGGAAACUAUUCCAUUCAGAAUGUCUCAAAGGAGGCUUCUGGACUUGUUCACUUUGAGGAUGAAGACUGUCACGUGCCUUUGGCGAUGGUGUUCACCUUGGCUCUGGCUUACGGGGCCGUCAUCCUUCUGGGCAUCUCUGGGAACCUGGCCUUGAUCAUCAUCAUCUUAAAACAAAAGGAGAUGCGCAACGUGACUAACAUCCUCAUUGUCAACCUUUCCUUUUCGGACCUCCUCAUCACCAUCAUGUGUCUUCCCUUCACCUUUGUCUACACCUUAAUGGAUCACUGGGUCUUUGGCGAGGCCAUGUGCAAGCUGAACCCUUUUGUGCAGUGUGUCUCCAUCACAGUCUCAGUUUUCUCUUUGGUCCUCAUUGCUAUUGAGCGCCACCAGCUGAUUAUCAACCCUCGUGGCUGGAGGCCAAACAACAGACAUGCCUACAUAGGGAUUGCUGCGAUCUGGACUCUAGCAGUGGCUUCAUCUUUGCCUUUCCUGGUGUAUCACAUACUGACUGAUGAACCUUUCACCAAUCUAACAAUAGAGGAAUACAAAGGGAAGUACGUGUGCUUGGAUUCCUUUCCACUGGAGACAAUCAGGCUCUCGUAUACCACAGCUCUCUUGGUGAUACAGUACUUGGGACCCCUUUGCUUUAUAUUUAUUUGCUACUUAAAGGUAAGAGAGAAUCUUGUUUUCGUGAUGUGUCUUACCCGUUCUUUGUUUCCUCCAAAGAAAUGCCUGUAGGAUCCACAGUUUUAGGUUACACAGUUGUUUUUGAAUUUUUGUUUUCCCGCAGAUAUACAUGCGCUUAAAAAGGAGGAGCAACAUGAUGGAUAAGAUGAGAGACAAUAAAUACCGAUCCACUGAAACGAAAAGGAUCAACAUCAUGCUCAUCUCGAUUGUGGUGGCCUUUGCGGUGUGCUGGCUCCCUCUGACCGUUUUUAACACAGUCUUUGACUGGAACCAUGAAAUUCUACCUGUUGCUUCUUGCAGCCACAAUUUGCUGUUCCUGAUCUGUCACCUCACGGCUAUGAUCUCUACCUGCGUGAACCCCAUCUUUUAUGGGUUCCUCAACAAGAACUUCCAGAGGGAUUUGCAGGUUUUCUUUCGCUUUUGCGAUUUCCACCCUAGGGAUGAUGACUACGAGACGAUAGCCAUGUCCACCAUGCAUACAGACAUUUCAAAGACCUCUUUGAAGCAAGCGAGCCCCAUUGCAUUUAAGAAAAUUAGUGACAGUGACGAUGAAAGACUAUAGCUCCCAAAGCUCCCGCAACAGAUGAUAUAGUUUCAGGGAUCAAGCACAAUGCUUUAAAGAAGUCAACAUCUUCCCCUCUCCCUCACUGAGGAACUUUAAACUGUCACUUUCAUUUCUGUGGUUCAACUGCUGCUGGUCCCUACCCCCUUUUCGCUGCUUGUAAAAACCAGAGCAAAUCUAUCUAAUCCCUAAUAUAUUAUGAAAGUUGGGUCUAUUUCUGCUUGAAGCUCUCAUCAAAAGAACGUUUUUGAGUCUUUUUCUUUGUGCAUUGAUACAUUUCUGCCUUUAAAUUUGUUAACUGUAUUUAUUUAAAAGAGUAUAUUUUAAUUGGGAAUGCAUACUAUUUCCGGGGGGGGGGGAGGUGUUACCCCUUCUUUUCCCAGAUUUUAUCCUCCCUGCCCAAAGAAUACCUGCAGGUAUACCUGGAAAGACUGUAGCUCAGUGGUAGAAAAUAUACUUUUCAUUGUAGAAGUUCCCAGGUAUCUAUCUGUGCCAUUUCCAAGUAGGACUACUUCUGCCUGAAAUCUUUGAAAUCCUCUGCCAGUUAGUAUUGAAAAUAGUUAGUCAGAUGGGCCAGCUGUCUCGACUUGAUAGCUAUCUAUAUUCUUAUGUAUCUGUUCCCCACACUAAGCAAUUAGAAAAAAAUGGGACCCCCCCCCAAUAUCAUUACUGUAGGAAUGGGGGAAAUAAAUGUUUUCAGAGGAAUGGUAGUAAAUGGGGUAGAUUACCAUGGGCCCCCUCCCCCACAUAAGACUCAAGCCUUUAGCAUAAACCCACUUCUAAACAGAAUCAGGCCGUUCUGCUUUGAGCAGCUGUUUUGCAGCAGAAUCCUAACCAUGUGUUAACUCAGAAGCAAGGAUUUCAGCCUUAGUCUUAGAAAAUACCUUCCUGUGUCAGAAGCAACAGACUGCCAUUGAAGUAUUACUCCAAAACCUGCAGAUUAUACUUAAAUUUACACGAUUCGCUAACUGCAUCUGAGUUAUUUAAAGGUGUGUGUAAUUCAAAAUGAAAAAUGAACAGGAUUAACAGAAUUAAAUAGCUAGUCGUGGACCCUGUCCAGCCUAGGAUUAGCACUUUAAGGCCCCAAUGUUAAGCACACAUGCAAGGGGAGUAAAUCACCCUGGCUAAGCGGCACCUUCCUCUAGGUAAGGAUUGUUAGGAUUACACAUCACACCCUUUAGCAUCCAUGGGGUGUGAUGUGUAAUCCUAACUAUUAUUUUAAUAUCUAUACUGGUGAUAGUUGGUUACAUGCUUAACACCCUCUCUUGUAAGUCACUGGGUCUUAAAAUUGUGCAGUUCAUACACACAGUAACUUUGACAGCAGUAUCCACAAAUAUAUUUGACUGAGUUUUGUAAAGAAACUACCUGUACCCGUAUAUUUUGUCCCACAGGGUAACUAGCAGCUUAAAUGUCUGUGUGGGUGUUUAAUUGGGAAAAUGAGGCAGGGAGCAAGGUUUAUCACUCUUGAGCCCAGUCCCGCAGCCCUGAUUAGAGUCUCCUGACCCCACAGCUGCCAUUAAAGUCCUUUUCUUUAAAACAAAAAAACAGAGCAGGAGUUCUGGUCCCAGGUCUCCUAAUGCCACAUCUAGUUGUAUCCCAAGGGCAGCUCAAUUUACACAAAUGUACACAGGGACAAAGCACACUGAGAUGGUAAAUUAGGACUUAAGUCCUAAUUCUGAGGCACCACAUUUGAUUAACUCAGUAUGCAGGCUGACUCACGACCUAAUAGGCAGUAUUAGCCACUGUUAUUGUUUCUAAGCAUCUCAGGUUAUUACAUAAAAUAUGUCCCAGUGACUUGAUACCAUUCGUAGUCAUUAGCCUAAUUCGGUAGCAUAAUUAUGCUCAUGGUCUGUGACCAGAUUUUCAUGGUUUAACCGUCUUGAAAGGUAGUGGCAGCGACUGCAUCCAUUGUGAUUUCUGACUGAAAACUAACUUGAUUAUUUGAGGCUCUUUGUUGUUUGGCAGCUAUGGUGCACCAUAGCAAUCUACACAAGCCAGGGCUGUCUCAUUCACAUAAAACUGGGGAAAUGUUCAGGGCUGUAGCCACAAGGUAGACAGCACCCCAUAAAAUAAAAAGAGGAAAUGGAAUGCUUAGGUGUGCUGCUCUGGAAAACCCUCCCCCAUCAACCUGUCCUUCAGAAGCAUUUCUUUUUUUUUAACCAACAACACCUUGAUGAAGGGGUUUCCUUGUCACACAUUGGAAAUCAUAUCUACUCUUUUUCUUUUGGCUUUCGAUGGCUUUCCCACCCUCCCUAUACAACUGCUGUUGAUCCUCUGCUUUUAAAAUACGAACAAAGCAAUCCUAAAGCUGGCCAAAGGCCUGCUAAGGGACCAUUUGAAGUGGUGCAAGUGCUUUUCUGUGGUGAUGUACCUUACCCGAGAAGAUGCUAAGAUCUGUGGGCACAGAUACCCACUGGUGUUAAGCGUGAAAGAGGGCAGGUAGAAUGUGGAUAAUUUUUUGGGGGGAGGGCUUAGAGCAGGCAUCCUCAGACUCAGCAGCCCUACAGCUGUUUUGGAACUACAAAACAAUUCCCAUCAUCCCUGACCACUGGUCCUGUUAGCUAGGCCCAAAACAGCUGGAGGGCCGAGUUUGGGGAUGCCUGGCUUAGAGACACAAGAUCCAAGGUCCCCUCAUUUUGCUGACAUGCCCCUGAAAAGGGCAAAGAACUAUACCAGCCCUGAAGAUGGCAUAGUGAUUCCUCCCUCCCUCACUGAUAUCAGUUGAAGGGAAUGAACAACCAAACCAAACCAAAUGGUGGUGGAAAGCUGACCCUGGCAGGGUUUUUGAUAUGGCAGAGCAACCACCAUGAAAUAAGCUGGUGGGGCUGUGGAUAUGGCAGAGCAGUCACCAUAAAACCUCACCACCACCAAUAAGACUGCAAGGCAAGCUAAAUAGACCUUUUAUUUGUGGCCAUGUAAAGAAAAAACACACACACAUACAUCUAGUAUUUUAUUCCAGUAGCUCCUUAAGAAAUAAAUUGAUAUUUUCCUCGCAGUUUGUUUGUCAAUGAGAGCCCUUUACUGGGCUAACUGACAAGGAGGGUUUGCCCCUCCCCCAAGUUAUAUCCUUAUAUAACCCUUUUUUGAAGUCACACCCUCAUAAUAAAAUGUAAUGCUGCUACAUAACUAUAAACAUAUUAGGCUACUUUAGUUAGAUUCCAACUGUUCUGCAUUGAUUUCCCCAUAACUGACAUCUUUUUAGGCCUCCUCAGUGCAAAAUGUCUUACGCAGCAGCUUGGCUGGCGUGUGCACCUGUAGCAUCACCCCCCCAACACUGAAAUGAUUGGGCCAUCACCACCUCACACAAAACUUAGAGCUCGGUUGGGCUCUUGCAGAGCUUUGGAUUGCAGGGUAACAAUGUAUUGUACAGUCUUGUAGAUAACUAUAUUAUAUUAGAAGGCUUUCUGGUGUUCAGUAUAUAUAGUUACAGAGUUGGGUUGUGGGAUCUGUGUUGACAUAAAUUUAUUGAAGCAAAUGGAAAGACACUGUUUUCUUACAGCUGUUAAAAUUUCUAUAUAUUGAUUGUGCCUGUCAAUUCAAUAAUCACCAAGGGUCCAGGUCAGGCAUUCGUUCUUGUUCUUGUUAUUAUCCAUGCAGUGACCAAGGAAUUUAGUAUAAGUAACGGACAGACUUGUACCAAUAAUGAUGAUGAACUUUAUAUAUUAUUAUAAAUUUGCCAAGAAUAAAUGCCUAUGAGAUUAAAAUACUUAACUUUUCUCCA